AUGGCUUUCUUGCAGAGGAUGUACAAGAGCAGGCGCAAUGCCGCCGCCGUGACCGCGAGCGCCUCCUUCCUGCUGCUCCUGCUCGUCGUCAUAUGCCUUUCCCUGCGCACGCAGCACGGCGGGACCUUCUUCUUCGGCUCGGGCGCCGGAGGGCGGGAGCCGGGGAGCUGCGAGGCGGAGCUGCAGGCGCUGGAGGGCCGCGCCGCGCGGUGCCGGUACCUCCGCUCGUCGUCCCACCCGCCGUGCGCGCCGACCGGGUACGUCGACUACCUCGCGCUCUUCUACUGCGCGUGCGGGGAGGACGAGGAGGGGCUCUGGUGGUGGUCGCCGUGGCUGGGCGGCGCGGCGAUCGCGCUCUGGCUGCUCCUUCUCUUCUACCUCCUCGGCGACACCGCCUCCGAGUACUUCUGCGCCUCGCUGGAGGGCCUCUCUGCCGCGCUCCGCCUGCCGCCCGCCGUGGCCGGGGUCACGCUGCUCUCGCUCGGCAACGGCGCGCCCGACGUGCUCUCCAGCGUCGUGGCGUUCGCGUCCGACGGCGGGGAGGCGGGGGACGUGGGGCUCAGCGGCGCGCUCGGCGGCGCGCUGUUCGUGUCCACCGUCGUCGCCGGCGUGGUCGCCAUCGUCGCCGCUCGCCGCGGUGGCGCCGUCAUUGAGCGGAGCGGGUUCGUGCGCGACGUGUGCUUUCUUCUCGUCGCGCUCUGCUACCUCCUCGCCGUGCUGGUCGCCGGCACGGUCACGGUGUGGGCGGCCGCGUGCUUCCUCUCCCUCUACGCCGCCUACGUCCUCCUCGUCUCGACGUCGCACUGCUGCUCCGCCGCCGCCGACGACGACAGCACAAAGACAAUGAAGCCUUCCGAUGACCUCGCCGCCCCGCUCCUCCUCCCGGUCACCGUAUCCUCCAAGCAGCCACCAAGGACCUUCGCCAGCGGCCUCUUGGCCGCAGUCCACGCGCCGCUCUACCUCCCGCGCCGCCUCACCAUCCCGGACAUCGACGGGCACCGCUGGUCCAGGCCGUAUGCCAUCACGUCAGCGCUCCUCGGCCCUCUCCUCCUCGCCGUAGUCACCUCCCCGACCAGCCCGACCGCGCUCCUCGCCGGCACCCUCACCGGCACGCUCCUCGCCAUCGCCGCGGCCGCGACCACGGACGCCGCGGCACCACCACACGGCCGGUACGCCCGCCUCGUGUGGCUCAGCGGCGGGUUCCUCAUGUCCAUCCUCUGGUCCUACCUCCUGGCCCGGGAGCUCGUGGCCCUCCUCGUGUCCACCGGCAUCAUCGUCGGCGUCCCCGCGAGCGUGCUGGGGGUCACCGUGCUCGCGUGGGGCAACUCCCUCGGCGACAUGGUCGCGGACGUGGCGAUGGCGACGCAGGACGGCGCGGCGGGCGCCCAGACGGCCGUGGCGGGGUGCUACGCCGGGCCGGCGUUCAACACGGUGGUGGGGCUGGGGCUGUCGAUGGCACUGGCGGCGGGGGCGCGGUACCCGGAGCCGUACAGGAUCCCGGUGGAUGCGGCGACGUACGUGACGGUGGCGUUCCUGGUGGGCGGGCUGGCGUGGGCGUUGGUGGUGCUGCCGGCGAGGGGGAUGAGGCUGGACGUCACGCUCGGUGCCGGGCUGCUCGCCGUGUACCUCUGCUUCAUCGCCGUCCGGGUCGCCGACGCCGUCGGCGUCCUCAGCCUAGAUUCUCUCCUACCGAGACAGUGA
Messenger RNA from Triticum turgidum subsp. durum (durum wheat), 1701 nucleotides. Lineage: Eukaryota; Viridiplantae; Streptophyta; Magnoliopsida; Poales; Poaceae. The record is from the annotation of a GenBank genome assembly.